AUGUUCUUCAACAAAGACAACAGCAUCCGAAGGUUUGCGACAUGGCUGGCCAGACAAGCUUGGUUCGACUUGAUCGUCUACAACUCUAUAUUUCUCAGUUGUGUCCUCUUGACCCUCACACCUCCAGCUCCUGACAUCCACCUCAUCACCGAUUUUCCGAACGUCAUCUCAGCCUCCGUGUCCCGUGCCCUCACCUGGUUUCUCAACAUUAUCUUCACUCUGGAGUUCUCAGUUCGCGCGAUGGAGCACGGGCUGGUGUUCACCAAGAAGGCCUACUUCAAAGACGGCUGGAACCUGCUCGACUUCCUGGUGCUCUCCCUCAGCUGGAUAGAUGAGACCGGCUGGUUUCAGAAAGGCAACACCGGCAAGGUCAUCCGCCUUGCUAGAGCCCUGAGGCCGCUGAGGCUGAUGAAGAGGAACGAGGGGCUCAGGCUGGUGAUAGAUGCUCUCCUCCGAACCCUGACUCCUGUGCUCUACGUCAUCAUCUUCACCAUCUUCACCUUCAUGGUGUUCGGCCUCAUAGGCAUGGGUCUCUUCGGCGGCAAGUUCAAGUCCUGCAGCGACCCGUCAGUCGCCUUUCCUCAAGGCAAGGCAGACUGCCUCGGCUGGUUCCUCAUCGAUAACGGGGUUGCGGUCCCCUCCUCCUGGCGGAACCCUCGUUUCGACUUCGACACUUUUGGCAACUCGGUGCAGACUCUGUUCCAGGUGAUGACAUUCAAGUACGUCAACGUGAUCUACCAGGCCAUGGACGUGACAGACGUCGACCAGAGCCCUCAGGUGAACUACAGCGUGUACAACGGCUUGUUCUUCGUCGUCUACCUCAUCAUCGGCGGGUUGUUUGUGAGUGUAUUGAGCUGA
This is a messenger RNA of Guillardia theta CCMP2712, 858 nucleotides long. RefSeq lists its product as hypothetical. Gene Ontology annotation, biological process: calcium ion import across plasma membrane. Bases 1 to 858 code for a protein of 285 amino acids. The transcript has a single exon. Gene Ontology annotation, cellular component: membrane; voltage-gated calcium channel complex. Gene Ontology annotation, molecular function: high voltage-gated calcium channel activity. NCBI's taxonomy places the organism in Eukaryota, Cryptophyceae, Pyrenomonadales, Geminigeraceae. The record is from RefSeq and is a predicted model, not a curated record.